Arachis ipaensis is the source of this 925-nucleotide messenger RNA. The record is from RefSeq and is a predicted model, not a curated record. NCBI's taxonomy places the organism in Eukaryota, Viridiplantae, Streptophyta, Magnoliopsida, Fabales, Fabaceae.
AAAAUCUUAAAUUUGGACAAGAAAAAUUUUAUCUUUAUGAAAGUGAAGUAAAUAGAAACUAAGAAAUGUGCCUGCCUUAUCGGGAAGUGGAAGAAGAAAAUUAGGGAAAUCAAUGGCGGAGGAGAAAUACAAAACCCUAGAGGUAGUAGAGAAGAACCCCAAAUCAGGGGUGUUCCACCUUUACUUGAAUCGUCCGAGACAACGCAACGCUCUGACGUAUGAUUUCUUCACUGAGUUCCCCAAAGCCCUGUAUGCCCUGGACCACAACCGUGACGUCAACGUCAUCGUGUUAUCCGGCGCAGGUGAUCACUUCUGCUCCGGCAUCGACAUUUCCCAGUUGAAAUCUAUCACGCAGUCCUACCACGAUGCCGGGGAGAGUCUCCGUCGGCAGAUCCUGGCGAUGCAAGAUUCCGUCACGGCGUUGGAGCGGUGCCGAAAGCCAGUGAUUGCUAGUAUCCAUGGCGCUUGCAUCGGGGGUGCAAUUGACAUCGUGACAGCCUGUGACUUAAGGUAUUGCACGGAGGACGCGUUCUUUUCGGUGAAGGAGGUUGAUUUGGCCCUGGCUGCUGAUCUCGGCACUCUUCAGAGACUGCCAUUAAUUGUUGGCUACGGUAACGCCAUGGAGUUGGCCUUGACAGCUCGCCGGUUUUCCGGUUCCGAGGCUAAGCAGUUGGGCCUCGUUUCUCGCGCUUUCCCUUCCAAAGAUGACCUCGAUCAAGCUGGCAGCUGCGUCGCUGAAAGGGACUUCCCCGCCGCCUUGUGCAACAGAAAGAUUAUUGGGGCUCGCUACUUCUCCGCCAGCUACGAGGCCACCAACGGCAAGAUGAAUGACACCCUUGAGUACCGUUUUCCCAGGGACUCCGAUGGCCAUGGCACCCACACCGCUUCCAUCGAGAUUGAGAGAGAGAGGAGGGGGAGGAGAUGA